Microcebus murinus (gray mouse lemur) is the source of this 3888-nucleotide messenger RNA. It is a transcript of the gene TMEM168, whose product is annotated as transmembrane protein 168. The record is from RefSeq and is a predicted model, not a curated record. NCBI's taxonomy places the organism in Eukaryota, Metazoa, Chordata, Mammalia, Primates, Cheirogaleidae.
ACCGUCGCGGAUUCGGCGACGGAAACAUGGCGGCCGUGGCCGGGCCGGCAACGGAGAAAGUUUUUACCGAGACUGGCCUUUACUAGUGCGCAUGGUUUCGAGCCCUUGCUCCCUCUGGCGUGCCACCUUCCCGUUCUGAAUCACAGGCUCAGCCCUAACCUCACCAGCCCCUUUACCGUGUUAGCUCGGAACAGACUCCGAGGAUUGAGCGCGCGUUGGUAACCACGGCCGAGUCAGAUCACUUUAAAGAAAAUUUCCACCUGAGAAGAUGUUGAAAUAGGAUUUACGGAUACAUUGGAUUUGUUGAAUGAAUACCAGCAGUUUUUGUAACGUGGGGGGAAAGCCUAAAUUGCGAUUACAUGUGUAAAUCACUGCGUUAUUGCUUUAGUCAUUGUCUCUAUUUAGCAAUGACAAGACUGGAAGAAGUAAAUAGAGAAGUGAACAUGCAUUCUUCAGUGAGAUAUCUUGGCUACUUAGCCAGAAUCAACUUACUGGUUGCUAUAUGCUUAGGUCUGUAUGUAAGAUGGGAAAAAACAGCAAAUUCCUUAAUUUUGGUAAUUUUUAUUCUUGGCCUUUUUGUCCUUGGAAUUGCCAGCAUACUCUAUUAUUAUUUUUCAAUGGAAGCAGCAAGUUUAAGCCUCUCCAAUCUUUGGUUUGGAUUCUUGCUUGGCCUCCUAUGUUUUCUUGAUAAUUCAUCCUUUAAAAAUGAUGUGAAAGAAGAAUCAACCAAGUAUUUGCUUUUAACUUCCAUAGUAUUAAGGAUAUUGUGCUCUCUGGUGGAGAGAAUUUCUGGUUAUGUCCGUCAUCGACCCACUUUACUAACCACAGUUGAAUUUCUGGAACUUGUUGGAUUUGCUAUUGCCAGCACAACUAUGUUGGUGGAAAAGUCUCUGAGUGUCAUUUUACUUGUUGUAGCCUUGGCCAUGCUGAUUAUUGACCUGAGAAUGAAGUCUUUCCUAGCUAUUCCAAACUUAGUUAUUUUUGCAGUCUUGUUAUUUUUUUCCUCAUUGGAGACUCCCAAAAAUCCAAUUGCUUUUGCAUGUUUUUUUAUUUGCCUGAUAACUGAUCCUUUCCUUGACAUUUAUUUUAGUGGACUUUCAGUAACUGAAAGGUGGAAACCCUUUUUGUACCGUGGUAGAAUUUGCAGAAGACUUUCAGUUGUUUUCACUGGAAUGAUUGAACUUAUGUUUUUUAUUCUUUCAGCAUUUAAACUUAGAGACACUCAUCUCUGGUAUUUUGUAAUACCAGGCUUUUCCUUUUUUGGAAUUUUCUGGAUGAUUUGCCAUAUUAUUUUUCUUUUAACUCUUUGGGGAUUCCACACCAAAUUAAAUGACUGCCAUAAAGUAUAUUUUACCCACAGGGCAGAUAAUAGCCUUGAUAGAAUAAUGGCAUCCAAAGGGAUGCGUCAUUUUUGCUUAAUUUCAGAGCAGUUGGUUUUUUUCAGUCUUCUUGCAACAGCGAUUUUGGGAGCGGUUUCCUGGCAGCCAGCAAAUGGAAUCUUCUUGAGCAUGUUUCUAAUUGUUUUGCCAUUGGAAUCUAUGGCUCAUGGGCUCUUCCAUGAGUUGGGUAACUGUUUAGGAGGAACAUCUGUUGGAUAUGCUAUUGUGAUUCCCACCAACUUCUGCAGUCCUGAUGGUCAGCCAACAUUACUUCCACCAGAACAUGUACAGGAGUUAAAUUUGAGGUCUACUGGCAUGCUCAACGCUAUCCAAAGAUUUUUUGCGUAUCAUAUGAUUGAGACCUAUGGAUGUGACUAUUCCACAAGUGGACUGUCGUUUGAUACUCUACAUUCCAAACUGAAAGCUUUCCUUGAACUUCGGACUGUGGAUGGACCAAGACAUGAUACAUAUGUUUUGUAUUACAGUGGACACACCCACGGAACAGGAGAGUGGGCUCUAGCAGGUGGAGACAUACUACGCCUUGACACACUCUUAGAAUGGUGGAGAGAAAAGAAUGGUUCCUUCUGUUCCCGGCUUAUCAUCGUACUAGACAGUGAGAAUUCAACCCCUUGGGUGAAAGAAGUGAGAAAAAUUAAUGACCAGUAUAUUGCAGUGCAAGGAGCGGAGAUGGUAAAGACAGUAGAUGUUGAAGAAGCUGACCCACCGCAGCUGGGUGACUUUACAAGAGACUGGGUAGAAUAUAACUGCAAUUCCUGUAAUAACAUCUGCUGGACUGAGAAGGGACGCACAGUGAAAGCAGUAUAUGGUGUGUCAAAACGGUGGAGUGACUACACUCUGCAUUUGCCAACAGGAAGCGACGUGGCCAAGCACUGGAUGUUACACUUUCCUCGUAUUACAUAUCCUGUGGUACAUUUGGCAAAUUGGUUAUGUGGUUUGAACCUUUUUUGGAUCUGCAAAACUUGUUUUAGGUGCCUGAAAAGAUUAAAAAUGAGUUGGUUUCUUCCUACUGUGCUGGACACAGGACAAGGCUUCAAACUUGUCAAAUCUUAAUUUGGACCCCAAAGUGGGACAUUAUUAAGAGUUCACACUACCAAUUAUCACUAACUUGCCAUUUUUUGUAUGCUGUGUUUUUAUUUGUGAACUAUAUCUUGCUACUUCUGUAGCUGCUCUCACUUUGUCUUUUCUCAAGUAAUUAUGGUAUAUGUAAGGUGUUGGGAAUAACCAUUGUUUUAUACUAAAAGUAUAUAAGAAGUCAUAAAUGCUGACUCUAUAAAUGCAUAAGAGAUGUUAAAAAUAACAAUGCACUUUCAGGAAUGUUUGCAUAUGUCUGUGAUUAGAAAGAAAACAGUUGUCUGUGCUCUACAGUGGCCAAUGAAGAAUGACUAAUGCCUUAUUUUCUAGGCAUAGAUUAGAGAAUGUAGACCAGACAAAUUUGUUUACUAUUGGUAGAAAACUACCAAUUUAAUUAGAGAAGAUUCUUUUUUCUAAACAGGUUUAAUCCAAGACUAUUUGAAGAACGAUAAACUCUUUCUCCUUAGAAAAGAAAGAGGCCUGCCCAAAAUGAAUGCAAAAUUUUCUUAUACUCCAUCAUAUGCAGAUAUCUUGGUGACCUAUUACCAAUGUAGCAGAGAAGCCCCAAUUACUUUUUAGAUCCAAACAUUAUAUAGGUAGUUAUAGAAGGUUAGGGCCUACAAGUUGCUCCUUAGUGCAUUGAUGAGGGCCCCUGAAAACACUGAUAGUUUUAAAAGUCUUUCUCAAGGCAACUUGAUGUUUUCGUAAUGAACAAUGUUUCCAGCUACAAAUUCCUACCAAGCAAAUUGUCUUCCUUUCCAAAAAGUACUCUUAUAAAAGAAAUUUAGCAAUUUCUCAUUGACUGACUCAGUCUAUCUUAAGUAUUCAGAAAAGAUUUUGGUCUCUAGAGCUAAUAUUCUGCCAGGAAAAUUAUUUUUCAAAUCCUCAUUAGUGAUAACAUUUUUUUCUACUGAAAGUCAAAGACUAGGAAACAGGUCUUUUUUCUCUUGUAUACAUGUAAUGUAUUAUGUAAAAAGGUAUUCAUAUUGGCAAUUUUAGUUAAGCAUAAUGGUGUGGUUGUAAUUUUUAGAACUUAAAUUCAGUGCUUUGAUUAAAGCAGGCACUGGUCAGGUUAUCUCUUAAGAGGAAUUCACUUUUUUAUUCCCUUCAAAUGUUACAUUCUAAAUUUUCAUCUUUCAAAAAUAACAAGAGGGGAAUAGAAUCAAAUUUAAUCUUUGUUGUUUAAAUGCUUUGACUUUCCACCAUUGAAGCCAUUUUUCCAGCCUCAGAGACAGAAAAUAAUGCCUCUACCAUUUUCUACCAGGUGACUUAAAAACUGAAGUUUUAGGUUAGAAAGAAGUCACUUAGAGUCAGGGAACUCGUAUACCACUAUCUAUGCAGCAUUGUUAUGGUCUGGUUAUUUCUGUUUUAAAUAUUAUUCUCCUAAUGCUUUGAAUAAAAUUUUGUUAAAAAUUAA